This is a messenger RNA of Nylanderia fulva, 1008 nucleotides long. Lineage: Eukaryota; Metazoa; Arthropoda; Insecta; Hymenoptera; Formicidae. The record is from RefSeq and is a predicted model, not a curated record.
UAUUAUUCCAUCAAAAGGACAUUAAAUUAUUAUAUAAUUAUUUGAAAAAACAAUGUGAAACUUCUCUUUAUACUUUAGAAAAAGAAUUCGAUUUAUCAUCAUGGAAAACUUUAACUGAAUGUACAUUAAUCUUGAUUCAAAUACUCAAUCGUAGAAGAGCGGGUAAAAUUGAAAGACUUACAAUAGCAGAUUACAAAAAUCAGGAAAUAUUAGAUAAAAAUGUAAAUCCGGAUCUUUAUGAGAAACUCUCUGAAGAAUCUGAACAAUAUGCAAAAAGAUUUGCACGAAUAACUAUUCGCGGCAAGUUAGGUAGAACCGUAUCUGUUUUACUUUACGCAAUUGUAAUAAAAUCUAUAGAUACGAUUCUUAAAUAUCGUAAACAAGCUGGAGUAAAAUCUAAUAACGAAUACAUCUUUAGUGUUUCAAACGCUGGUAAAUUAAAAAAAAAAUACUUAAGGGCCUGUCCUCUUAUAAGAAAAUUUUCUCAUAAAUAUGGUGCAACUAUUCCUUCUUCUCUACGGGAAACUAUGCUUCGGAAACAAAUUGCUACGUAUACUGCAAUGUUGAAUAUUGAAGAUACUCAAGUCGAUAAUCUUGCUAAUUUUAUGGGACACGCCAAAGAAAUACACAAAAAUAUUUAUCGAGUACCGGUUCCUGUAAGAGAAAUGACGGAUGUAUCUCGAUUACUGGAGGCAGCAAUGGGAAAUGAAAACGAGAAUGAUAAUAAUGAAGAUGAUAUCUCUGAUACUGGCAGUGUAUCGCAAUUAAGCGUCAUAUCUGAAGAAAUUGCACAAAGAAACAUUUAUAUGUCAGAUUCCGAUGAUAACGAUGAUAAUGAUAACACCGAGAAUUCUACUGAUGCAAAUAGCACUUCUUUUGAAUGUCAUAAUACUUCUCAAAAUAAAAAAGGAAAUUUGAAAUGCAGUAAAGGAAAAAAACAAUCUCGUAAACGUCGUAGCAGUGAGUUUUAUUAUUUAUAUUUAUUUAAUAUGUAUUAAGUAAAUUUUG